AUGAGCACUCAUAUUAACUAUACUAUGGCUACAUUGACAUUGGCUGGAGGCAUCAUUGGUUAUGCAAAGGCAAAGUCAAUCCCAAGUCUUGUCGCUGGUACAUCAUUUGCACUUCUCUACACUGCAUCUGGUGUUCUCAUUGAGAAGAAUCCUCAGAUGGGUCAUGGAAUGACUGCAGUUAUAUCAUUGAUCUUGGCAUCGACCAUGGGUAAGAGAGCGAUCAAGACAGGAAAGAUCAUGCCUGGUGGUCUUGUUGCUGGUGCUGCAGCUGCAACUACAAUCUACAGUGCUAAGAAGUACUAUGAUUGGACUUAUGGUGUC
Molecule: messenger RNA, 321 nt
Organism: Acytostelium subglobosum LB1
Lineage: Eukaryota; Evosea; Eumycetozoa; Acytosteliales; Acytosteliaceae
Exons: 2
Cellular component (GO): membrane
Source: RefSeq, a predicted model, not a curated record